UUAUAUUAUCUCACAACACAUUAUUAGUUCAAUCCUCCAAAAAAAAUGGAGCCAUUCCAAAUCUCUCCCACACCAAAUACACCCAAAAAGGCAUGCACGACUGCACAAAGAGAUGAAACACAAGAUCUUCUUCGCCUCCUCCAAGCUCUCCGUCUACUUCCUCAUCACCUCCGUCUCCCUCCUCAUCACCCUAUUCCAAAUCCAACUAAUCAAACACCCCUCCUCCUCUCCUCUCACUCCCAUCUUCCUCCCUCUCAAAGAUCUCACCUUUGCAACCACCCCCAUGGACGGCAACACCUGGUUCAUGAGCUCCCUUAACGACACCUUCGAAGACGGCGAAGCAGAGCACCUUCUCUUCCCCUCCCCAUCUUUCCAUCACAACCUCCUCCUCUGCUUCUCCGGCCGUCACAGAUCCAACGGCACUAAAAACUCCUACGCCCUGGCACCACACCAUUCCCUCCCAAGCGGCGCCAAACUCUUCAAAGGUCUCACCUUUAUCUCCGACAGCUACUACGAUUACGAGAAUCUCUGGCACGGGCUCUCUGCAAUGGUGCCCUUCCUAGCGUGGCACAGCAGUAAUGGUUGCGAGAAACCGGAGCGCUGGCUGCUUUACCAUUGGGGUGAGCUCAGGGUUGAGAUGAGUCCAUGGGUGAGGAUGUUGGUCGAAGCGGUGAUGGGAGAAAAGGUGAGGAUUGAGGAUUUGGAGGAAAAAGGGGAAGGGUUAUUCUGUUUUGAGAGAGCGUUGGUGUUCAGACAUAAUGAAGGAUCGAUGGGGAUGAAGAGGAAGAAUAUGGUUUAUGAUAUGAUGAGGUGCAAGGCUAGGGCUUUCUGCGGUUUGGGAAGUGGGGGAGGAGAAGGCCAUGGAAUGGUGAGGGUGACCUUGUUGAUGAGGAAGGGAGCGAGGUCUUUUAAAGAUGAGGAGAUGGUGGCGAGGAUUUUUGACAGGGAGUGUGGGAAGGUUGAAGGCUGCAGGUUGAAGGUGAUGAGGCCAAAUAAUCUCAGCUUUUGCGAUCAGGUGAAGCUGAUGGCAGAAACGGAUGUCCUGGCUUCUCCUCAUGGAGCUCAGCUCACAAACAUGUUCUUCAUGGACAAGAACAGCAGAGUAAUGGAGUUCUUCCCCAAGGGAUGGAAGGAGUUCGCCGGUGUUGGUCAGUAUGUUUUCCAGUGGAUCGCGAAAGCCUCCGGCAUCAAGCACCAGGGUCCCUGGCAUGAUAGCAAUGCUGAUACAUGCCCAUAUACUGACAAUUCAAGGUGUUUUGGGUUCUACAAGAACGGUCAGAUUGGGCAUGAUCAAGCUUACUUCACUAAUUGGACGGCCAUGGUUAUCAGGGAUAUGAGGGAGUAUAAGCUCACGGAGGAGUACAGACAUGCACAGCAGGAGUUGAGAUCAAGGAAGUGCCUCUGUACCACCUAAUUGCCCGGAAUGAUGGCUUGAAAUUCU
Phalaenopsis equestris is the source of this 1441-nucleotide messenger RNA. RefSeq lists its product as uncharacterized. Bases 113 to 1414 code for a protein of 433 amino acids. Gene Ontology annotation, molecular function: glycosyltransferase activity. NCBI's taxonomy places the organism in Eukaryota, Viridiplantae, Streptophyta, Magnoliopsida, Asparagales, Orchidaceae. The transcript has 2 exons. The record is from RefSeq and is a predicted model, not a curated record.